AUCAGAGAGUCAUGAUGAUCACUUACUUCUGCCUCCUAGUCUCUGUCUUGAUCGGCAAGAACUAUGCAGAGAUGACCUGUCAAACUGUCCAGCAAAAGGACACCGCCACGCUGAGUUGUGGGCACUCUGAAGGUGAUGUAAGAUGGAGCAGAGACAAAGAUGGAGGAAGAGUUAACAUUCUGACUGUGAGAAAAGGACAGGACAGCGAGGACAAACACAUUCAUGACCCAGGCAAACAUUUUAGUUCAGUGGCAGACAAAUCACUGAAUAUUUUGAGAGUGAUUUCCUCAGAUAGUGGGGUGUACUACUGCAACGGUGAACCAGUGGUGAAUCUGACAGUGACACCAGAUAAAGUCCCAGAAGAAGAUCAGAAGAGAACAUGUGGUCCUAAAAGUUCACCAACUACAACUGAGGACUCAAAGGAGAAUGAGGAAUCAAAGGAGAAUGAGGAAUCAAAGGAGAAUGAGGAAUCAAAGGAGAAUGAGGAACCAGAGGAGAAUGACGAUGAUGUCAGGAUCUCUCGUACCACUGAGAACCCAAACACAUCAGUUAGGAAUACAGAUGUCAGGAUCUCUCGUACCACUGAGAACCCAAACACAUCAGUUAGGAAUACAGAUGUCCCUAGUACCACUGAGAACCCAAACACAUCAGUUUGGAAUUCAGGUAAUCAGCAGCUGGCUGUGGGUGUGGCUGCCGGAGGACUGGUGCUGGUGCUGGUUCUGGUGCUGGUGGGGUUCCUCAUUAGAAGAUGCUGGGUUCAGAAAGCAGGUUCUUCAAGUUCUAAAGAACGUUGUAUCUACUAUCUGGCUAGUGCACAAGGCACACAGGGAGAAGUCAUUCCCAUGAGCAUCCAUCCCACAUAUGACACCAUCCAGAACCCUAACACAACAACCCAAUCCAGCAAUGGGGAAAACCCUUACGCCUUGGCACAGCUUCCAUGCGUCCCUGAGACCAGCUUUGACUAGAUUCGGCACUAACUACUGAAAUACUGUUCGAACUGUACUUACUAUAUGCACCAUUUGUACUUUGGAUAAAAGUGUCUGCAAUGCUAACACUAAAUAUGUCUAAAGGAAUCAAAUGUGCUUAUAAUAUAAUCUUCAGGUUUUCUUUGAUCUAAUUUCAAAAAUAUUUCCAAACAUAAAUCCAUUGUCACCUUGUAAUACAUUAUUUUGAGUAGAAUUGUUUUAAAAUAAAUGAACAGAAAUGUAUUUGUACCUACCAUUUGUAAUUCAGUAAUAUAGUAGUAUGUAAGAACUGGUCAGAAGUUUGAACACUGUACUUUUGCAAGGGACUGUAGCCUAUAUUAUAAAACUAAAACGUUUGUGAAUAAUUUGUAUUCAAAAUGUAGUAUUGCAAGGACAACCGCAGUCUUUAAAUUUGUUUUUUCAGAAUAAUCUCACACAAACUUCACUUUGAAUUUAAAUUCAAAUGUGGGCAGGAUUGAGCUGUAACGUUAACUGCCCUUAACCCUUGAUGACACUUUUUUCCUAUCAAGGCAGAAAUCUCUGUGUUAGUGUGUCUGUGA
Hypomesus transpacificus is the source of this 1525-nucleotide messenger RNA. RefSeq lists its product as uncharacterized. NCBI's taxonomy places the organism in Eukaryota, Metazoa, Chordata, Actinopteri, Osmeriformes, Osmeridae. The record is from RefSeq and is a predicted model, not a curated record. Bases 12 to 965 code for a protein of 317 amino acids. The transcript is spliced from 11 exons.